UCAUAUUUUAAAGGUUCUGUAAAUGAUCGUCACCAGUAGAUGCCAGUAGAUGUGGCAGUUGACCGCAUGCAUCUCAGAGCAAAACAAAUGCUUCAUCAGCCACACCUCUGGCCUCCGUUUGGUUCUGUUCGCCCCCCCUGUGCUGUAGCAGCUCAUAGGUCUCUCCAUCUCAGUAAAGCCAGACCAGUAUUUGCUCCAUGGUUGGGCUGGAACAGAAAUUCAGCCUCUGACUUAUCCACUAGGACAGCGGUCGCAGGAAUGACACUGUCCUUUGAUGCGGAGGAUUUGGGGAUAAUAUAUGUUGUUUGAAGAAGAACUUGACUAGCCGUCUAGACCAACUAAGAGUAAAUAAUCAUCAUUUCCCCACCACAAUUAGGCGAAAUCUGUGGCGCCAUGGAGGAAGCUUUGAAAUAGCAUUUCGAUUUUAAGAGACAAGAUUUACAGACAGCUGACACAAUAAAGAAUGUAUGAAAAAUGAGUUUAACAAUCAAUAAAAACGUUUUAGAAACAGAUUUUGUGUUUAUCUUCUUUAUAUUUCCGUAUUUUCUUUCUUUAUUUGUUCAUCAAUACUUGACCUCAGUGGCAUAUCUGUAAAUGCUGCACCUUGAAAAUAGCUAGGUUUCCAAUGAAUAGAGCAAUGAGGAAUACCCCCUCACGCACGCGCGCGCGCACAUGCACGCGAGCGCGCGCACACACAAACACAUACACACAUACACACAAACACAUACACACAUACACACAAACACACAAACACACACACACACACACACACACACACAUGCAGUGGGCGUGCCUUUCCUCCAGCUGGAGUAAAUAGAGGCGGCGCAGCACCGUGCGCUUCGGACAGGGACUGGCCACGUCUCUGCGCGCCGACACCGGCUGACACAUAAACAGCGCUCCGCUCCAUCUCUGCACAGCUCCGAGCUGCUCAUCUCACAGGCUCCGGGACCAGACACAGACUACAUGCUCCAGGUCGGUGCCUUUGGUGGCUCCCCGCUGUGAACUUGGCACUUCCCACUCUGAGACCUUCUCUGACGCCCACUGGGAGGUCUGAUGCAACCUUUGAGGGCCUCUAGUGUGAAGUUGGUCAGCGGCAGGCCGAGAGAGAUGAAGACAUGCGUCGUGUUUCUGGCGGCUCUGCUGCUCCCCAGCAUCCAAGCAGUUUGUCCGGAUAAGGAGCCGGGACUGCAGCCGUGGAUGCCAGGACACAGUGAAGACCACCGCGUCACCAUCGGUUAUGGCAGGAAGGUCCUGCUCACAACCUCCGCUACGGUCCACUCCAUUGAGAUUCUCAGUGGAGGAAAGUUGGUGAUUGCUGACACCAGCCGGCCAAUACUGCUUCGAACAAAACACAUUCUGAUUGGGAACAAGGGGGAGCUGCACAUCGGAAGCCCAGACUGUCCUUAUAAAGGCAACCUCACCAUCUCCCUGUUCGGAAGAUUGGACGACAGGGAUCAGGAGCACAGCUACUUUGGGAGGAAGUACCUUGGCGUGGGGACAGGAGGGACGCUAGAGAUCCACGGAGAGAAGAAGCUGUCGUGGACGUUCCUAAACAAGACCCUCCACCCCGGAGAGAGCAACCAAAACAACUAUCUGUUCCAGAGAAGCUGGGGGAACCGGGGCAUCAUUAUCCACGUCAUCGAUCCCAGGACCGGAGAGGUGCUGCACGAUGACAGGUUCGACACGUACCGCAGUAAGGACGAGAGUCGUCGCCUUUCCAAGUACGUGGACGGUGUGGAAACUGGGCUCAUACUGGCCAUGCUGGUCAACGACGAGGGCUCCAACAACCUGGAGGACUCGGCCAAGAAGAGCCUGUGCGGGCUGGGCAGUCAGCACAUCAGCGGUCUGGGAUUUCGCCAUCCCUGGACUUUUAUAGUGACAAAGGGUGACACCUCAUCAGUUGUGGAAGAUUACGCCGUCUAUCAAGGGACCAAGGCGUCCUCGGAGGCCCGCAGCUCUCGUGUUUUCCGCUCGAGUUACGGGGAACAUUUCACCGUCACCACCAGCAGCCAGUGGGUGCAAGAGGCAGAGUGGACAGAAUGGUUUGACAGGGAUGAUGAGAAGGGAUCUGGAGACUGGGAGAAACUGUCUGACCUGCACGAGGCGUAUCCCGACAGACUGUGUGGCAGUCCGCUGGACAUCCAGGCUGAAACCCAUGAUGGCAUACCAUCCAACCAGACUGGAGAUGUGAUCCACAAGAAUGACAAGGACUACGGCUUUGUCUGCCUCAACAAGGACCAGGCUCACGGCCUCUGUCGCAACUACAGGGUCCGCUUCCUUUGUGGAAAACUGGUUCGCCCACAGGCCUCCAUCUCCAUCGACAUGUUGUCCAACAGCAGUAUCCUGGAGCUCGCCGACCAACCAGAGGGCUGGGGGUUGGGGGAUCGGGUGGUGGUGGCCAGUACCGACUACUCCAUGCACCAGGCGGAGGAGUUCACCCUGCUGCCCUGCCCUACCUGCACAUCCAACCAGGUCAAGGUCCAAGGUAAGGCCCAGUUCAUCCACAUGGGUGAGGAAGUGGACGGGGUGGACAUGAGGGCGGAGGUCGGCCUGCUGAGUCGUAACAUCCUGCUCCGUGGUGAGAUGGAGCCUGGCUGCUACGGCAACGAGGCCUGCAAAUUCUUCACCUUCGACACGUUUGGUGGACAUGUAAAGGUGGAGCGGGGAUUUAGGGCAGUUCAUAUAUCUGGACUGGAGCUGCGGCACAUGGGCCAGCAGACAAUGGGACACUAUCCCAUCCAUUUCCAUAUGAAUGGAGAUGUGGAUGAGAGGGGAGGCUACGACCCCCCCACCUCUGUCAGAGAUCUGUCCAUCCACCACUCCUUCUCCCGCUGCAUAACCAUCCAUGGCUCCAACGGACUGCUGGUAAAAGACGUGGUAGGUUAUGACAUGCUGGGCCACUGCUUCUUCAUGGAGGACGGUCCAGAAGAGAGGAACACGUUUGACCACUGUCUGGGUCUGAUGGUGCGAGCGGGGACCCUGCUGCCUUCAGACCGAGACAGCAAAAUGUGCCGUGAUAUCACUGAGGGAGCUUAUCCAGGAUAUGUGGCCAACCCACGACAAGACUGCAGCGCGACUUCAACUUUCUGGAUCGCCAACCCCAAUAACAACCUCAUCAACUGCGCUGCUGCAGGCUCAGAGGAAACAGGUUUCUGGUUCAUCUUCCACCAUGUGCCCACUGGCCCCUCAGAGGGUCUGUACUCCCCCGGACACACUGAACACAAACCUAUGGGCCAGUUCACCAACAACAGAGCCCACUCCAACUACAGGGCUGGGAUGAUCCUUGAUAAUGGAGUAAAGACCACCAAGGCUAACGACAAGGACAAAAGACCCUUCUUGUCUCUGAUUGGAGCCAGGUAUGGCCCCCACCAGGAUGCUGACCCCUUCAAACCCAGAGUCCCGGCUCUCAUCCACCACUUUGUGGCCUAUAAGAACCAGGACCACGGAGCCUGGCUGAGAGGAGGGGAUGUGUGGCUGGAUGACUGCCAAUUUGCUGAUAAUGGCAUUGGCCUCACUCUCGCAAGUGGAGGGACGUUUCCAGACGAUGACGGCUCUCGCCAGCAGGUGAAGAAUUCGCUGUUUGUGGGUGAAAGUGACAAUCACGGGAUGCCUCUCCCUGACACCCGGAUCUGGGGACCCGGGGGUUCUGACCUCACUGGCAGGACCUUGCCACGUGGCAUUGAUUUUCCUAUCCGGGGCAUGCAGAUCUACGACGGCCCCAUCAACGUGCAGAACUGUACAUUUCGGAAAUACACAGCUCUGGAUGGACGUCACACCAGCGCCUUUGGCUUCAGGCUCAACAACUCGUGGCAGAGCUGCCCCAACAACAACGUCACCGACAUCACCUUUGACCACGUCCCUAUCACGUCUCGGGUGUUUUUUGGGGAACCGGGUCCCUGGUUUAAUAAGAUGCAGAUGGACGGGGACAAGACGACCGUCUUCCACGACAUUGACGGCUCAGUCAGCGAGUAUCCCGGAGCUUUCCUGGUGAAAGAGGACAACUGGCUGCUCCGUCACCCUGACUGCAUCGACGUGCCCGACUGGAAAGCUGCUAUUUGCAGCGGCCGCUACGCACAGAUCUACGUCCAGACUCGUAACCCUGCCAACCUGAACAUGGACAUAGUGAGGGAUGAGUACCCUGAUCGGCCUCUGACACUAGAGGGCGCCCUUGGGAAGAGGAAACACUACCAGCAGUUCCAACCUGUGAUCACACUUGCUAAAGGUUACACCAUCCACUGGGACCAGGUGGCGCCUGCUGAGGUCACCAUCUGGCUCAUCAACUUCAACAAAAAUGACUGGAUCAACGUGGGCCUCUGUUACCCACAAGGCACCACCUUCACCAUCAUCUCCGACAUCCACAACCGCCUGACCAAACAGACCCGCAAGACCGGCGUCUUCAUGAGGACGACGCAGAGGGAGAAGAUCAACCACUCCCACCAGACCAGAGGAUACUACUACUGGGAGGAAGACACCGGCCUGCUCUUCCUGAAGGUGAAGGCCCACAACGACAGGGAGCAGUUCGCCUUCUGCUCUGUCAAAGGUUGUGAGAGGGUGAAGAUCACAGCCAUCAUCCCCAAAGGUAGUCCCCCCAGCAACUGCAUGGCCCAGGCCUACCCCCGACACGCCGAGCUGCCCGUCGUGGAUGUACCCAUGCCCAGGAAGACACCUAAUGCCAGGCUGCACUCACCGGAACAUUUCUUGGAGGUCAAGCUGGAAUCCUACAACACCCGCUUCUUCCACAUCAAGGAGGACUUUGCCUUCAUUGAGGUGAAUGGUAAGAAGUUGUACCAAGCAGACGACGGGGUGCAUCUGACGGUAAUUGACGGGCUUGAUGGGAAGGUGGUGGAGAGCAAGAGCUUCAAGAACUCCAUCCUGCAGGGCAUCCCUGCACAGAUUGACAACUACGUCAGUGGACUGAGAGACGGUUCCAUCGUCCUCAUGACGUCUAAAGGACGCCUGGUCACCAGAGGAUCCUGGACUAAAGUCCUGGACAGACUUGGAGCAGACAAAAGCAUCAAACUGAAAGAUAAAAUUGCAUUUGUGGGAUUCAAAGGCUCCUUCCACCCGGACUGGGUCCAUCUGGAGGUGGAUGCAGACCGAGCCAAGAUCCAUCAGGUCCUGCCUGUUCCUGUGGUGCACAAGAUAAAACUAUGAGUGGCAGACAGAAUGGGGAGGAAAGCCAAGAGACUAUGUAGCCCCAGAUACUGACACAUACCCCUUCAAAAAAUGCACACACACACACACACACACACACACACACACACACACACACACACACACACACACACACACACACACACACACACACACACACACACACACACACACACACACACUGCCAGCACUGAAGAGUCAGUCGCUCCAAGCCAUUGGUCCAGUAUCAAGUGGUGUUUUUUUCUAUUGGCGGUCAGAAAAAAAGAUGUGACUCUGCGGUGUGUUCCCAGAGCCAGCUCUGCCUCUGAACUGUAUCUGUGUGAGACACCCAUCUUCAGUAGACUGCUUUAAAGUGACAACACACCCUGUGGCAGCCAUAUUGGAGGUCUGCAACUCUUUAGCAACAGUGGCUCAAAACAACCAUUGGUGUUUGCAGAGACGUGAUUGGCUCCACAGAUGUGAAUAGAUAUGAUAUUGGUUCUGUUUCUGACUGCACAGUCACUUCGUCACUAAUGUUGUUAUGUUUACAUAAUCUCAGCUUGCCAGCUAAAGUAACUGUUGGAUUUGGUCAGCUAACCAUAACUGUUGUGCUGUGAAAGCAUCCGUUUUGUGCACCAGCUAACAUGGACAUUCACUUCAUUUCAUGUCAACAUGAACAUUGGCCUGUUUGUUAAAUGAUGUACUCGGCUCGUUAGCUCUCUGAAAGCCCCCAAACCCUUAACUGACUCUUCUCAAGCAACAUCCACUAGAGCUUUAACAAGGAAAACUCAGUUCAGUCUUCAAUAAUUAGACUAACAGACUUUGCUAUUGGUUGACCCCAGCACACUGACACAGGGCUCACCUUAACCAAACGUUUUCUGUCAUUGACUGAAUUUGUUUGAAGGCUUCUGUUAUUUUGACAAAUUAGCACAUACGGCAGGUCCUCUGGCAUCGCGCUCACCCAAGCAGAAGUGCAGGGGCCAGUUGCACUAAACAACUGAAGUUUUCUUCUUUAAUAUGACCCUAAGAUUUAGGUUUUAGCUGAGGAAGUUACUUAAGUUUGUUGCACAGAAAACGUUAGGAUGAUCGAAUAACUUAGGCUCAAAUGAUUUCUGUCUGGUCUUGGUCCAAUUUCAGUAGGUGGUCCAUAUAUUCUGUCUGGUCUGGAUCACAGUAGUAGCCCAGAUACCCUCCAUAUCCCUGUAUUUCCCUGGGGAUAUGGAGGGGUGGGGUACAUACACCUUGCAGCAUGUUUUCAGUCUGUUCUGGCGUCUCCUCCCUGUUGUAUGAGCCUGAAAUAAACUCCAGAUCAGAUGUCUAAAUUAGCCCAAAUGACUCCAUUGGAGAUCCCUUAUGAACCAGAGCAACCUCAUGUGGGACAGAGAAACCAGGACGCCCUCCUGGGGCCAGGAGCAGCUCGUAGAGGAGCACCUGGGCCCGCACCUGCUGGGCAUGGUUUAGCUCAGCAUGAUAAGACAAUGUGGGGUUUCUCAGUAUGUGCGCUAACCACUCGCAAUUUUUCAGCGCGUUGCCACCUGGAUGGUACGAAAACCGGUUUCACGUCUUGGUCUGCCCUCCUGCCUUGGUUCCCCAGCUCUGGGUGUUUUGUCCAACCAGUAGCAAAGUCUGUUACAGAUGUUUGCAGAGGCAAGAGUCACCCACCUACCAAUGACAAUAAUAUGGAAAUAUUUUGUAUUCACAGUAAACGUGGUGAGGAAAGCAUGACGCUAUGAUGAACAAGUUUGCAACAUAUCCAGCGCCAGUGUUUUUUAGUUGGACAGCUCUUCAGUAGAGAGAUGAGGUAGAAAACUAGUUUGUUAACUACAGAAGAAGAUCAGGGUCCUGAGGGUCAGAGGGCUCCAGGGCCAGAGCCUCUUUAUGAAGUGAGUUAUUUUUCAUAUUAUAACAAUAUUUCCUGUUGGAAAGUCAAACAACCACAAAAUGACCAUAGAGAGAUGCAAAAGAGCACAAAAGACACAAAGUUAUGCAAAACAACUACAAAGAGACACAACAACAUCUCAGAGUCUGUUUUUCUGUGUUGUUAAUGAGACCCAGAACUAAUACAAAAGGACUACAAACUGAUGGUUUGUAUCUUUUUUUAGUCCCCGUGUGUCUCUCCGCCCAGGGGUCUCAUCAUCUCUCUAUGGUCAGCAUAAAGAAACUCACUUCAUUCUUUAACAACAAGAAACAAGAAAAGCAGUUUGACUCAGACUCAGCUUUUCAAGAGGUUUCAGUCCAGUCAGGUCACAGUGUUCACAGCAGUCAAACAAGCAGCGUUCAUUUGAACUGUUAGUGUUUGUUUCUUCACUGCUUCUUGUGAUGGAACACUGAAGUGAACACAAAGAGUUGUACAUGGUUGUAGUUGGUAGGAGACUGAUCAUUGACCAUUGAUUAUUUACCUACGACUGAGUAUUAGGGCAACAUUGAGGAAAAAAAGAAAUAUGAAACUAUGAGAAUAAAGUUGUAAUUUUGAGAAUAAAAUCAUAAUAUUUCAAGAAAAUAAGUCAAACAAUAUUACAAACAUAGUUUUUAGUAAUAUUACAAGCAGCUAAUAAACCAGGUGAAAGGACAGACAGUGUCAGCCUGCUGCUUCUGGCAGCUGCUGUUUGUCUGUCUAACAAUAGAAUAGACUCAAAUUCUACACAAUCAGUGUCAUGAUGAUGAUGAUGAUGAUGAUGAAGAUGAUGAUGAUGAUGAUGAUGAUGAUGAUGAUGAUGAUGAUUAUGAUGAUGAGCCAAAAGAUGAAGUAUCUCCUUAUUUGUGAAACCUGAAGUAGAACUUCACAGGAUGCUCCAUGUUCCUCAUUUUAAAGCUUCUCAUAUUUCCUUCUAAAACAACACGCAACCUACAAUUAUCACUUUAUAGUCAUUAGAUUAUGAUUUUAUUCUUGUAAUAUUAUGAUUUUCUUCUCAAAAUUCCACCUUUAUUUCAGAUUUUUUCCUGAAUGUGGCCCUGAUACUCUGAUACAACAACAAACAUUUUACAACAACAGUCUAUUCUUAUGUUCCUAGCCUGGUUGUGUGAUGUUUCUAUAUCACUGAUCUCCACAGUGUCGGCCAUGACUGCUUCUAAAUGAAGUGUGAGCGAGCCAAUCAAAGGCAUGUAUAAUAAACGUGUAUCGUCCUUCCCCUGCAGGUCUCUGUGACACGACAGAUGUAGAGGUGGAGUGGUUUCACUCUUGGCGUGUUUGAACUGUUUAAAGAAAAAAAACAAACAUUCCCGGUUCGGUUGUGGACUUGCUCUGUUUCAUUCCGAGCUCUCGCUCACUUGAUAUUGUGAUGUUUUCCUCUCACUUUCUUUCCCAUCAGUGUCUGUGACCCAUUCGUCUGUGUUUUUUGAAAUAAACCAGCAAGAAGCCCGUAAUAUAAAAAAAAGGAAAUUAUCCAGUGAAUGCUAAAAGCAGGGAGUUUUUAAAUGUGCAAUUUCCCCCAUUUCAAAAUCACAGAGAUCUUUGAUCCAAUCUGGCAAAAGAAAGGAUUUCCCCUCCCUUUGCCGAAAUAGCUGGUCUUUUUUCGGAUGUUGUAGCAGUAAUUUAGUGUUUUGUAUGUUUAAUGUGUUUUUAAAAAUCCACAGAUUGCUAAGAGAUAUAUUUUAUACUUAUUUAUUGUACAGACACAGUUGAUCCAAAUCUACAAGGGACAUCUUUUGAGUUGUAAUGUUAUUCCUGUCCUGUAUGUAUUCUGUAUGUACGAAAUAUUAUCGCUUCAUUUUAAAAGAUUUGUACCAGACACUCAGCAUACAUGCAUAUGACUCAUAUGGUAUAGUUGGCUUGUUUUCACUGUACACCAAAUGGAUGUGUUGUAUAUGUGGCUUGGGCUUGUAAAGUGAUGACUAUGAAUUUCUUUGAGGACUUUUUGUAUAGAAAUAAAUGAUGAUGAACAGUU
Molecule: messenger RNA, 9017 nt
Organism: Seriola aureovittata
Lineage: Eukaryota; Metazoa; Chordata; Actinopteri; Carangiformes; Carangidae
Gene: cemip
Product: cell migration inducing hyaluronidase 1
Exons: 29
Coding region: 1054-5154 (1366 amino acids)
Source: RefSeq, a predicted model, not a curated record